Molecule: messenger RNA, 1048 nt
Organism: Alternaria rosae
Lineage: Eukaryota; Fungi; Ascomycota; Dothideomycetes; Pleosporales; Pleosporaceae
Exons: 1
Coding region: 352-975 (207 amino acids)
Source: RefSeq, a predicted model, not a curated record
AAGGAGUAUGCAAGCUGUGAGGUUAAUUUAGCAUGGCUCUGUGCGUACGAACGUCGCCGGGGAAGCGUGGUUGAGCCAGGGUGGGAUUCAACACUGUCCGGAUCUAAGAUGAUGAGGACGGCGAUAAAGGCCUCAAUGGAGACAGGGCCGAAGUGCCUGAGCGAGAGAGCUGACGCAGACUGGAGACUGGUAGGGCUUGGUUUGCGCAGAUGAGGGCCCAAUACGCACACGUCGUGACGUGACCGCCCAGUAGCGAAUGCCCGCUGCGAUGAUCCCCCGAUGCUCGCGGUCGUUGGAGAGGUCUCGAAGUGUGGUGCAGGGAUGACGCCGACGUGAACUGCUGGCGCUGUCAUGGUAUGCUAUCCUGCGACAAAUUGGCUGCGAAGGCGCGUCCUUCUCCACAGUGUUCAUCUCGCUAGCAAGGCCCUGGCAAAGGCUCGACUAAUCUCCACUCGCGUCAUCGCGAUUGAGGAUAAUCAGCGAUUCCACAGUUGCGUUGCACAAGCGUGGUCAAGCGAGCAUGUCACUGGCCAAGCUGGAUUGCAGUACGUGAUGGCCGCCGGUCGUCGGUUAAUGCGCAUGAGGCCUGACCCAGCGCUCUGGCUACGGUCGCUGCAUGACUUGCACUCCAAUAGUACGGGCGCUGUCCAAGACAGACGAUUGCACGUGGAAGACCGAUCUGAUACAAAAUCACUUCGGGCCUAUCCAUUCGUCUCGAAUUUUCGGUGGUCAGACGGUUUCCAGCAGGCUUGCUAUUUCCCGACGGCACCUGCACAGCGUCUCCCCCCACCGGUCCGCAGUGGCGCGUCUAUGGUGAGGCGUAGGAUAUUUCUUUUUCCCAGUGCGCCUCCGCCGCCCAAGAAGCAGGGAAAGCUAUCCCACGUUCUCCAUUUUUUCUUGUCUUGCAUGUGUCCGCUACUCAUCGUGUUCGCGCGGUCAGCACUGCAUCCUGCCGGUGCCGACAGCCUGUGUUAGCUGUGCACGUCAUUGGAGGGUAAUAUCGAUUUGACGCUUUUAGACCAGGUCGUCGGUAAUAAUGCCCUCCGGU